Molecule: messenger RNA, 4059 nt
Organism: Dermacentor albipictus
Lineage: Eukaryota; Metazoa; Arthropoda; Arachnida; Ixodida; Ixodidae
Product: long-chain-fatty-acid--CoA ligase 5
Biological process (GO): long-chain fatty acid metabolic process
Cellular component (GO): endoplasmic reticulum; membrane
Molecular function (GO): long-chain fatty acid-CoA ligase activity
Source: RefSeq, a predicted model, not a curated record
UUGGCACGCGCGCGUGGCUCCUGCACCCCUUUCGUGUCGUCCCUCGGCGCAUACGCCUCCCGCGUCUCGGACGGCGGCUGCGGGAAGCGGCGGGUCUGCUGCGAACGGCGACGCUGUACACCGCUUGCGCCGAAGGCUGCUGCGAGCGCAUGGCGGCCCGACCGCUCGCCCUGAAGUCGCACGUUCUGCAGCUGCGCCCCCGAAGGUGUGCGCUACGCGGCAGCGCAGCGGUCGCCGCCGUCUGGCCCGGUCGCGCGCGCCGUCCAGCUACGCGGCCGGUGGUGCCGCCGUCAUGGUGACUCGAAGAGGACCGUCCCUAUUCGGGAUGAGCGAAUACCUGUCGUACGUGGGUGGCGUGCACGGCGUGGUAGCAGCGGCGGGAGCGGCGGCGGCGCUUGGGCUUACCUACAUGUUUGGCCGCUCCUCGAACCCCAUCGAGCCCAUGGUCAGCCUGGACAACCAGAGCAGGUUACUCACGGGGCUGGAACGGAUCAGGACAUCAAGGCUAUGUCCAGAUGGGAAGCACAUAGAGUACCUUUAUGAAGACUGCAGGACAUUAUUCGAUGUCAUGUACAGGGGUGCCAGGGUCUCCAAUAAUGGCCCUUGCAUGGGGUGGAGAGAUCCCGGAUCGGGAGAAUACAAGUGGAUUCAUUACAAUCAGGUGUUGGAGAGGAUAAAGUGCAUUGCCUGUGGCCUUGUGAAACUAGGGGAGAAGCCUGGACAGCAAACAUUCAUUGGUCUCUACACUCAGAAUUGUGUUGAGUGGAUUGUCACAGAACAAGCCUGCUACUAUUUCUCGAUGAUCAUUGUUCCUUUGUAUGACACACUUGGAGCUGCUGCCUGUGCAUUCAUCAUUAACCAAGCUGACAUUGAGACAGUUGUCUGUGAUACUCAAGAGAAAGUGGAGUGCCUUCUAAGGCAGGCAGAACUUACACCCAAGCUAAAAAGGAUAAUUGUCAUCAAAGAUGUCUCGGAAGAAAUUAAGGAAAAGGCCAGGAAGGCAAAUGUCAUGCUUAUGAAAUUUUCAGAGCUGGAGGAACUUGGAGAGAAGAACUUCAGGCAUCCUUUGCCGCCGCACACAACUGACCUGGCCACUGUAUGCUACACAAGUGGCACAACGGGCAACCCCAAGGGAGUCAUGCUGACCCACCUGAACAUCAUCUCGGAUCUGUCUGCUGUUAUGCGCCAACUGGGGGAUAUUGCUCCUAAUGGUGAUGACGUGAUGUUGUCAUUUCUUCCCCUGGCCCACAUGCUUGAAAGGUGUUGUGAGAUGGCUAUCUACAUGAUUGGUGGCAAAGUUGGCUUCUUCAGCGGUGACAUCAAGGAGCUUGGUGAAGACAUGAAGGCCCUGCGCCCAACAAUCAGUCCCACAGUACCCCGCCUGCUGAACAGAAUUCACGAUAAGGUGAUCUCUGCCUGCAGUGGCAGCUUCAUCAAACGUACACUGUUGAACAUGGCCCUCAAGAGCAAAGAGUCUGAGCUCCAGAACUUUAUUGUGCGACGAAACAGCCUAUGGGAUAAGCUUAUCUUCAAGUCUGUCCAUGAAAGCAUGGGAGGCCGCCUUCGGCUCAUGGUGGUCGGCUCUGCGCCGCUUUCACCAAGUGUUAUAACCUUUGUUCGGUGUGCUUUGGGCUGUGUGAUUGUGGAAGGCUAUGGUCAGACUGAGUGUACGGCACCUUGCACUCUCACAUUUCCGGGUGACUACAAUGCGGGUCAUGUGGGGCCUCCCAUUGGAGCCUGCAAUGUGAAACUAGUGGAUGUUCCCGACAUGGAGUACUAUGCAAGCAACAAUGAAGGAGAGAUUUGUGUGAAGGGACCAACAGUCUUCCAAGGUUACUUGAAGGACCCUGAGAAGACAGCAGAAGUGCUUGACAAAGAUGGUUGGCUCCACACAGGGGACAUUGGCAAGUGGCUGGAUAACGGAUGCCUGAAGGUCACAGACCGCAAGAAGCACAUCUUCAAGCUGUCCCAAGGCGAAUAUAUUGCUCCUGAGAAGCUGGAAAACAUAUUUAUUCGUUCAUUGUUUGUGGCUCAGAUCUUCGUGCAUGGAGAAAGCCUCAAGUCCUGCCUUGUUGCAGUAGUGAUGCCUGAUCAAGAGUAUCUGAUGCAAUGGGCAGCAGAAAACUCCAUAUCGGGCACCUUUCAGGAACUCUGCAGGAAUAAUAUUGUCAAGAAGUCCAUUCUGGAUGACCUCUGUCGCCUUGGAAAAUUGUCUGGGCUGAAGUCUUUUGAGCUGCUGAAGGACAUCUAUGUGCACAGUGACUUACUGAGUGUCGACAAUGGCCUUCUGACACCCACUCUGAAGACUAAGCGGCCCGAGUGCCGGAAAUACUUCCUGCCCCAGAUCGAAACCAUGUAUAGGAGUCUAGCUUAGAGCCUUAGGGGUAACAGAAAGAGUUACUUUUUUUUUUUCAAGCAAUAGAAUCACUGUAGCAGAGGGCACAGAAGCUACAUUUCUCCACACUUCUACGGGUGCCCUCCUGUGCUGUCAGUACGUUGAAGAGGCAGCAUGCGAGACCAGAGCACUUUUUUCCAUACCACUCGCUCUCUACUUGUCACGUCUCCAAGACUCGAAGACUCUGGAAAGAAGUCUCCCAACCGCUGCUACUCUUUCUCAAGGACCAGUCCUCGUAGAUUUUGUAAAAAGUUCAGUUGGUGUUGCUGACCGAUGUCAUUGUCUCCAGGCAUAUGCUUUUUCCCCGCCAUUACCGCCAGGUUUCUCUCUUCUGGAUACUGUGCAUUUAUUUGCUGACUCAAGAUUUAAAUGCUAACAACAUAGCACUUGGGUGCAGGCUUGAAUGAAGAGUAGUAUUUCUGCAUCAAAUGUGGAACUUUUUGUUUUGUUUACUUUUCAUCUGUGCACACGUGUUUGCACUGGAAAAUGUGAACUGGCAUACUACUGAAUGUGUUAAACUUCCUUUUAUGAUUUUUUUUGUUUUAAACUGACAUGUUGCAUUUGCCUAAAAUUGUGAUCGAUUUAGUUUUUGUUGUCUCCUUGAAAUUAUGUGCUACAUUUUUUUUUGUCUAAACUUUGUUUGCAGCAUUAUUUUGUUCUGUUAAUUUACUCAAUCCUAGGUUUUCACGGGCUUCAAUCUUUGGCAAGAUUGUCAUUCAGCUCAACCAGUGCUACUGUGAUGAAUGCAUUAUGUGUCACAUGCGUUAACAAAUUGACUUGUUACUUCCAUCUUUGCUGCAUGCAAAUCCAGAGCAUGCCCGUGCGGCAGUCGUAUGCAAAUUUGGAAGGAUUAUCAUUUUCACACAUUUUACAGGCUGGAGCAUCCGUGCUUAUAGCAUUCUUGUUGCUGUCUAUAAUAUUGUUCUUCUUUGUGACACAUAGAAAUGACUUAUAUAUAUAAAUAUUUAUUCCAAAUCUUUUUCUAGAAAACUCUUUCAGGUGAAACCUUAAAAAAAAAUAGACCUUUUUGUCUUCACUCUACUUUUGACAUCAUAUCAUGUGAUAAUUCUGAAGUCAAAAAUGCAGACUCUAGUCCAAACAGAAAUUGCAUUACUUUGAAGCUUUCUGCUGUGGUGAUAAGUUAGUGUAGUUAAGCGCAUAGAGCAAAAAUCGAAGGCAUGUGCAGAGUGGCUGACCACCUUUUAAUGAAGCAUUUCAAUUUUGCACAGGUCUCUCAGAGCUAAAAUGGUGCUGUCUCUCCUUCGCUUUUAUACUAAAAAACUUAGGUUAACGCAUAAAACUUAAGUCUCUACCAUUUUAUGUGUAUGUUGUUUUUCCUAAUCAUGAUUUUUUUACAUUCCAAGUUCCUAAUAACUACAAAACAUUAAGCUUUCCACCCUUGUAUCCAUCUCCUCUGAUAGUCCUUCCACAACUUUGGGGACAAAAAUUCAUGUUGAUACAUUGUUUGGACUUUUCUUCUUUUGGCAUCCUAGAAGUGUUUUGCAAUAACUGUACACUUGCAAAGAAAGAGGACAUAUUUAUUAGUUACUACUUCUAGUUCCAAAUGACCAAAGAAUUAAUAGUACUUAAGAGCAGACAUUGGAAUGUAUCCAUGCACUCAUAGUUAGGCUUUCAUGAAUAAAACGUCUGUGAUUUUCACCUGC